GGGCUCCUGGCGGCGGCGCUGCGGGGGCUCGCGGGAGAAGCGGCGUGCGGGGCGAGCGGGCGGCCGGGCGGACAGCGGCCGGUCGCUCUCAGCGGCUGGCGGGCCCGAGCGCCGCGCGUCCCGAGCAUGGCGGGCUCCCUGCCUCCCUGCGUGGUGGACUGUGGCACCGGGUAUACCAAGCUUGGCUACGCAGGCAACACUGAGCCACAGUUCAUUAUUCCUUCAUGUAUUGCCAUCAGAGAGUCAGCAAAGGUGGUUGACCAAGCCCAAAGGAGAGUGUUGCGGGGUGUUGAUGACCUUGACUUUUUCAUAGGAGAUGAAGCCAUCGAUAAGCCUACCUAUGCUACAAAGUGGCCAAUUCGACAUGGAAUCAUUGAAGACUGGGAUCUUAUGGAAAGGUUCAUGGAACAAGUGGUUUUCAAAUACCUUAGAGCUGAACCUGAGGACCAUUAUUUUUUAAUGACAGAACCCCCACUGAAUACACCAGAAAAUAGAGAAUAUCUUGCAGAAAUUAUGUUUGAAUCAUUUAAUGUACCAGGACUCUACAUUGCAGUUCAGGCAGUGCUGGCGUUAGCAGCCUCUUGGACAUCUCGACAGGUUGGCGAGCGGACGCUGACAGGGAUUGUCAUUGACAGUGGAGACGGAGUCACCCAUGUUAUCCCAGUGGCAGAAGGGUAUGUCAUUGGAAGCUGCAUCAAACACAUCCCGAUUGCAGGUAGAGAUAUUACGUAUUUCAUUCAACAGCUGCUAAGGGAGCGGGAGGUGGGAAUCCCUCCUGAGCAGUCACUGGAGACGGCAAAAGCCAUUAAGGAGAAAUACUGUUACAUUUGCCCUGAUAUAGUCAAGGAGUUUGCUAAGUAUGAUGUGGAUCCCCGGAAGUGGAUCAAACAGUACACGGGUAUCAAUGCAAUCAACCAGAAGAAGUUUGUUAUAGAUGUUGGGUAUGAGAGGUUCCUGGGACCUGAAAUAUUCUUUCACCCAGAGUUUGCCAACCCAGACUUCAUGGAGUCCAUCUCGGAUGUUGUUGAUGAAGUAAUACAGAACUGUCCCAUUGAUGUCCGUCGCCCGCUGUAUAAGAAUGUCGUUCUUUCAGGAGGCUCGACAAUGUUCAGGGAUUUUGGACGUCGACUGCAGAGAGAUUUAAAAAGAGUGGUGGAUGCCAGAUUAAAACUUAGCGAAGAGCUCAGCGGCGGCAGAAUAAAGCCCAAGCCCGUGGAGGUGCAGGUGAUAACACAUCACAUGCAGCGCUACGCCGUGUGGUUUGGAGGCUCGAUGCUGGCCUCCACGCCCGAGUUCUUUCAGGUCUGCCACACCAAGAAGGACUAUGAGGAGUACGGCCCCAGCAUCUGCCGCCACAACCCCGUCUUCGGAGUCAUGUCUUAGUGUCUGCCUUGAAGUCGCAUUCGAUAGUGUCAUGUUGGGAACGAGUGUCCUCAGAGCCCAGAGAAGACUGCAGCUCCUGUACAGGCGACGCUUGGUGUGGGGUCCCGCCGCGAGCUGGCAGCGCCCAGUGCAUGAGGCACCGUGCUGUCUUCACGAAGCCAUUCUUGAUGUGCUGGCGGCGAUCUGCCCUUCUGCCUCCCUCCCUCUCUGCCCUCCCCAUCUGAGCUUCUAGUCGACAAAUACAAUUCUGAAGGAAUUCAAAUGCAACUUUAAAAAUUGUUAGAGAAAAAAAUGGUGUGAAAUAGUCCCCCCACUGGAAAUAUCGUGGGGGCGUAAACACUGAUCCUCCCAGCUUAUUUUUGUAAAUAAAACGUUAUAAACUUGAAAUACAAA
This is a messenger RNA of Marmota flaviventris (yellow-bellied marmot), 1776 nucleotides long. RefSeq names its product actin related protein 3B (gene Actr3b). The record is from RefSeq and is a predicted model, not a curated record. Lineage: Eukaryota; Metazoa; Chordata; Mammalia; Rodentia; Sciuridae.